This is a messenger RNA of Serpula lacrymans var. lacrymans S7.9, 2632 nucleotides long. RefSeq lists its product as uncharacterized. Gene Ontology annotation, cellular component: exocyst. The coding region runs from base 1 to 2379 and encodes 792 amino acids. The transcript is spliced from 12 exons. The record is from RefSeq and is a predicted model, not a curated record. Gene Ontology annotation, biological process: exocytosis; Golgi to plasma membrane transport. Lineage: Eukaryota; Fungi; Basidiomycota; Agaricomycetes; Boletales; Serpulaceae.
AUGAUAUCAUCCAAGUCCUUUGACCCCAAAGCGUUUCUUUCCCUGGCGCAUCCGAAUGCAACUUAUCAAGAUCUUUCCGCUGGUAUGUCACAUCUGAAGGCGUCAAUAGAUGCACGGUCAGAGGCUAUAAGAGUCCUCGUUGAAGACAACUUUGAUCGAUUUGUCGCCGUCAAAGCGUCCACCGAUGCGUAUGCUAUCAUUACUAUCAACCUCUUCAUAGCCAUAGCUCAUUGGUGUAUUAUAGGUGCUGCUGUCAAGGCAAACCAAGUAUUUCUUCCAGUUCUAGAAAAUUCUUCAAAAGCCCAGAAACUACGCACCACGUUAGGUGUUUUUGAGCGCUCCAAGUUCUUUUUUAGUCUUCCUACCUCUCUGGUUGAAUCUAUCCAAGCUAACCGAUACGAGGCGGCCAUGCGAGAUUACAAUAAGGGCAAAUUUCUUUUAGAGUCCAGACCUGGUCAAAUACUUCCAGUUGGAACAGCCAAGGAUGGAAAACCUUCCCCAUCUGUCGUGUUGCAACAGAAGAGAAUAUUAGAGAAAGUUUGGACAAAUGUCGAAAAAGUCAUGGGCGAAAUGAGGAGUCUUUUGCUGUCGAAACUUCAAGAACCUAGGCGUGGCGUGGAUGAUCAGGAGAAGACGAUAGAAAUCUUGCUGGAAUUGAACACUACAGAGGACCCAGUAUGGACUUACUUCGAUAGCCAGCAUAAAUACAUAGUGGAUCAAAUGAAUAAAACUUACCAUUCAGCGACUUCGCAUAUACAAGCUUUACAAGAUCAAUCAACACCAGACAUUACAAGUCCUGGCGCUCUGGGUACUGUUCUCGCGACGCAGCUGCAAGCCUGCUUUAUAGCUCUAGAGUCAAAGCAGCCUGAAUUGAUUAUCGCACAGUCCGGGGGUCACGAAAUAUGGCAAGCGGUAUGGGAAAUGAUCAAGGGAAUCUCCGAAGUCAUCGUAUCAACUCUCCCAAACUUUUGGAAAAUAGCUAAGAGCUUUCUAGAGGGAAGGUUCCGCAGAACCAAUAGCAGUUCUGGUAGUCGACGCAGUCCAACACAGUGUCGGCAACUAGCUGUUGACAUUGUGAAGCUUUAUGUCUCACUAUUAUCGGAAUUUUUCAAGUUGUCCGACAUGGCAGUUAUGGCUUCACCCAGCUAUACAAACGCAACUCUCCCCCUUCUUCCUACACACUCUAAUUCUAUCACAACUGCUCACUUCUUAACGAAAAUACUUGGAGAAAUACAAGAUGGAGUGAAUGAAGUGAAUGCCAUGGAGAUUCCAGGGGAGGCCAGCUCUAGUCUCAAGAAUCUCAUGGAAAGUGUAAGGUGGAGAUUCGAAGACACGCUUAUACAAGCUUGGUUAAGAGAUGCCCGCGUGUUCUAUUACCUUGAGGCGUGGAUACUUACUCCAGCUGAUCCAACCACCACUCUAUACCUAACGCAGAUUGAAACUUUCCAAAGACAAGUCACUACCUCCGCUUUCAAGGUUGCGGGUGGAAUAGAACUAUCGUCCAGCGUUUCUUCGUUCAAAACGAUGAAACAGAACACUGUCGCACCUGCGUUCAUAACCAAGAUUUCUAAAGCAUUCCUGGACGCGAUAUAUGCUUUUCUAGAUGGUCUGGUUCAUCUAGCUUCUGACGACCCGCCUGUUGAUACGAGGUUAUUACUGGUUAUUUCGAAUUUCAGCACCCUUUUAACGGCAUUGAUACCGAACAUGAUAAAUCAAUUGGAAAAUGCUUUCGGUAUCAAUGUGGAGGAUGAUCGACAGACUUUGAUGAAAGUCGUACGUGAACUAGAUAAAACGCUUUUCGAGAGCUACGUCAAACCGAAAUCAGAGCGAGCCAUGAGGAUCCUCCGAGGCGGUAUCCUAGGCAGCAAGAUGGAUUGGUACGACACGCCGCAACCAUCAGAGAUAAGACCUUAUAUGUACGAGGCACUUAUGUACCUCGUAGAGAUACAUGCCCAAGUCAGCCGCACUGCUGAAGGGCUACUAGAACGCACUUUUCACUCUUUGGUGGAUGACCUCGCUGAGGAAGCUCUGAAUUCGUUCCGCCAAGUGAAACGUUUCGGAAUGGGGGGGAUGUUGCGAGCCACUCUCGAAAUCGAAUUUAUGCAUCAAACUCUAGCACGCUACGUCACACCGGCUGCCGCCAAGAACUUGUCCGAGUUGUAUAAUAAGAUUUCGCAGGCGUACGCACGACGACCUGGAGAUGAAAAUCUACAAAGCAACUUGGACAGUGUCAAAAAGACGUUGGCCGAGAGUCGUCGCGCUACAGGUAUUGAAUUCUUGUGCUUCCGGCAGGCGAAAGAGAGAAAUGGAGGGUCUGGUGGUUCAAAACCGCGGACGAAGGACAGUCGCAGGGAACGUAAAGGGCCUAAUGUGACAUGAUGAAGAUACUGUACUCAGAGGCAUGAUUGUAAUACCCUAUUAUGCUUUGCACCCGUAUUUAUAAUGCAUGUCGUACACACUAGUAUGAUAUUGUAGGUGGCAUUUUCUAAGCCAUUAGAUCCACGAGGAUAGUGAUGAUACCGAGGACUGUUGUGGAAACGGGAAUGGCCCAAACUCAGAGAAAAGGGCUGGGCUAACGAUUGAGAAAACUACAUACCUAUUUCGAUAGCAAUUAGCACGAUAACAAUCUGUU